CCAGGGGCAGCCCCUGCGGGGGGCGGAGGAGGGCCCUUUGUGAGGAGGGGGCAGAGAGGGCCUGGCAGGGUCCUGCAGGCAGAGCCCUGCAGGCAGAGCGGUGACCCAGGUGCGGCUCUGCUUGCUCGUGUGGAGAAUGGGCUCUUCACGUCCGUCCCGUCUCCGUGUUCCUGGUCCGCGCCGGGCAAGCUUCCGUGGAGCUGGGGAAGGUGGCGGGGAGGGCCGUCCCGCCCAGAGCGGCUGGCUGUUGGGGAAGGCGCUACUUUGUCCGUGUGCUGGCAGCUGCGUGUGCAGCCUCUCGGGCAGGAGGACCCUUGGCUUCCUCCACUUGGAGACAGCGGCGGCGACGUGCGGCGUCAGUGUCGUAUCCCCGUGUCCUCCUGUGCGGCCCAGGCUGCAGGCAGGCCCCAGAGGGCUGGGUGGAGCGUGUGGCGCCGUGCUGCUCUCUGGGCACCCGGUGGAGGGGAGGGUGCCCGGUGCCGACAGCUGCUGCUGCGUUGGGUUUCGGCUCCUGUCGGCGUUGGCGCUUUUGUCUGUCAUCCAACCCAGCUCUCCCUUCUGUCCUGCAGGCCACCCCGUGGGCCGGAGGGCCCCAACCUUUCCCAGGACCAGUCUGCGUGGCCUGCCCCGCGUGCGGCCCGUCGUCGCCCAGCUGGGCACCUGCACCUGUUCCCCCUUGGUGCCCCGUGCCGCCUCGCCCCCCACCGCCAGCUGCUCCGCUCGAACCUCGUGCUGCUCUGGUGUCCCCUGGUAGCUCCCGCCCACCUGAGGCCACCAUGGAGUCCCAGAUAAAUUGAGAUGUGUUGUUUGGUGGAAGUCUUUCUUGGAUAUGUAUUCUUUUUGUUUUCGCAGCAUCCUCUUUGGCCUCGUUUGUAGGCUGUGUGUUAUGU
Vicugna pacos (alpaca) is the source of this 890-nucleotide messenger RNA. The record is from RefSeq and is a predicted model, not a curated record. Lineage: Eukaryota; Metazoa; Chordata; Mammalia; Artiodactyla; Camelidae.